Messenger RNA from Aspergillus puulaauensis, 1707 nucleotides. RefSeq lists its product as uncharacterized. Gene Ontology annotation, molecular function: amino acid transmembrane transporter activity. The record is from RefSeq and is a predicted model, not a curated record. Bases 1 to 1707 code for a protein of 568 amino acids. Gene Ontology annotation, biological process: amino acid transmembrane transport. Lineage: Eukaryota; Fungi; Ascomycota; Eurotiomycetes; Eurotiales; Aspergillaceae. Gene Ontology annotation, cellular component: membrane. The transcript is spliced from 2 exons.
AUGUCACCCAAAAGCACUAUACACGACCCGGCCCCUGAUGCCCAGGGGAAGGAGUCCGAGAAGCCUGCCUCAGUCUUAGCCAGCCACCCGGAACUCGUCAGCGACCAUAGCACAGAGGAGGGUGGCCUGCAGCGUAGGCUGGAGAACCGCCAGAUCCAGCUCAUCGCCAUCGGAGGCUCCAUUGGGACUGCCCUCUUCGUAAGUAUCAACGAGGGACUCAACAAGGGAGGGCCUGGCAGUCUUCUCAUUGCAUAUGCAGUCUACAGCGCCAUGCUAUCUCUCGUCAACAAUGGAAUAGCCGAGAUGUCCACGUACAUGCCCAUCAGCGGUGCCUUUAUUCGGCUUGCUGGGAAAUGGGUGGACGAGGCGUUUGGUUUCAUGGCUGGAUGGAACUUCUACUUCUAUGAAGCCCUCCUUGUCCCGUUUGAGAUCACAGCGCUGAAUCUGGUGCUUGGUUUCUGGAGUGACAAUAUCCCAGUAGGGGCGAUCUGUGCGGCUUGCAUUAUCCUAUAUGCCGUCCUCAACAUCCUAGCAGUCAAAGCCUACGGUGAAUCCGAAUUCUGGCUCUCCAGCGGUAAGGUAAUUCUAAUAGGCAUCCUCUUCUUCUUCACCUUCAUAACCAUGGUCGGCGGCAAUCCCCAAGGCGACGCAUACGGCUUCCGCUACUUCAACACCCCAGGCGCCUUCGCAGAGCACAACUCCCAAGGCACCCUCGGCCAGUUCGAAGGCUUCCUCGGCGCCCUCUGGUCCGCCUCUUUUACUUGUGUCGGCCCCGAGUACGUCUCGGUGGUGGCAGCCGAGGCCAAGUUCCCCCGCAAAUACAUCAAAACGGCCUUCAAAACCGUAUACUACCGCUUCGUGGUCUUCUUCGUCGGCGGCGCCCUCUGCUGCGGUAUUGUCGUAGCCUACAACGACCCAGCCCUUGUCCAAGCCCUAUCCGGUGAAUCGUCCGGAUCCGCCGCCGCGUCUCCCUACGUGAUCGCCAUGCGCAACCUCAAAAUCCAAGCCCUACCGCACCUCAUCAAUGCCCUCCUCGUCACCACCAUCUUCUCCGCCGGCAACACGUACACGUACUGCGCAACUAGAACCCUCUACGGCCUCGCCAUUGACGGCCGCGCCCCCGCCAUCUUCACCAAAUGCACCAAACAGGGAAUCCCCAUCUACUGCUUCGCCCUGACAAUGCUCUUCGCCUGUCUCUCCUUCCUGCAACUGUCUAAGAACUCCGCCUCCGUGCUCUCCUGGCUAAUAAGUCUCACCACGGCCGCAGGAAUCAUCGACUACAUUGUCAUGUGCAUUACGUAUAUCUGCUUCUACCGCGCGUGCGUCGCCCAGGGGUUCGACCGCAACACUCUCCCCUACAAGGGCUAUUUCCAGCCCUACUGCGCGUACAUCGGGCUCGUGUGGAUGACACUGGUCGUGACGUGCUACGGGUACGAGAGCUUCAGACCCUGGGACACGACGGGGUUCUUUACGCACUAUACCAUGCUGAUUGUGGGCGCGGUGCUGUUUACGGCGUGGAAGGUGCUCAAGCGGACGAGGUGGUUGAGGCCGCACGAGCUGGAUCUGCAUUGGGAGGCGCCGAGGAUUACGGCUUAUGAGGAGCUAUUGCUGUUGACGGAGAGUGAGAAUUCGUUUUGGGGGGAGGUGUUUGGGGUGUUUAGACGGGGGAAGGGGGGGAGGGGGGUCCCUGUCCAGGAGUCUGUUUAG